Podarcis lilfordi (Lilford's wall lizard) is the source of this 1536-nucleotide messenger RNA. NCBI's taxonomy places the organism in Eukaryota, Metazoa, Chordata, Lepidosauria, Squamata, Lacertidae. The record is from the annotation of a GenBank genome assembly.
AUGGGUGACUGGAACUUUCUGGGGAGACUAUUAGAGAAUGCGCAAGAGCACUCCACAGUUAUUGGCAAAGUUUGGCUGACGGUACUGUUUAUCUUCAGGAUUUUGGUGCUGGGGGCGGCUGCUGAGGAGGUCUGGGGAGAUGAACAAUCAGAUUUUACAUGCAACACCCAGCAACCUGGUUGUGAGAACGUCUGCUAUGACGAAGCCUUCCCCAUCUCCCACAUCCGCUUCUGGGUGCUGCAGAUCAUCUUUGUCUCCACCCCGACCCUCAUCUACCUGGGUCACGUGCUCCACAUUGUGCGCAUGGAGGAAAAGAAAAAAGAGAAGGAAGAAGAGAUUAGGCAAACCGGAAACGGCAGGGAAGCAAGCCGCCUCCUGCAAGGAUCAAAAGUGGAAGUGGGCAGCGGCGAGAACAGCAGCGGCAGCAACGACAAGCAGCCGCCAAAGCAGAAAGAGGAGAAACUACCUGUCCGCGAUGAGCAUGGCAGGAUUCGCAUGGCAGGUGCCCUGUUGCGCACCUACGUUUUCAACAUUAUCUUCAAAACUCUCUUUGAAAUAGCCUUUAUCUUGGGCCAGUACUUCCUUUACGGUUUUGAGUUGAAGCCACUCUACCGUUGCGGCCGCUGGCCCUGCCCGAACAUUGUAGAUUGUUUCAUUUCGCGGCCCACGGAGAAGACCAUCUUCAUCAUCUUCAUGCUGGCGGUGGCCUGCCUCUCUCUGCUCCUCAACAUGUUUGAGAUGUACCACUUGGGAUGGAAAAAAUUCAAGCAGGGCAUGACCAGUAGACGCAGCCAUGCAGCAGCCACCUUCACCCCCCUCACGCCAGCCUCAGAAGUGGAGGACUCCAAACCUGCCUCCCACGCAGCCUUGCCGGUACCUGCAGCACCACCAACCGCAACCUCCAUCACCAUGCCUGAAACUCGUACCAUCACCCCGCUGGUUUAUCAACAAGCUGGGUUGCCACACUACGCAGACGUUACCUCCAGGCCACAGCCGGCCUCUGUUGCAACCUCUCUGACUGGCUACCCAGGGGGUCCUUUGGCCGGCGAGGACAGGCACAAAGCCCUCAGGCACACGGCAGUCUCCACCCCAGUCGCAACCACGUCGUCUAUCCCUUCACCUUCGCCCGUCAACAACUCCUACUUCAGUAGCCAAGCGCUGGCUGAUGAGCACAACUGGGCCAAUUUGGCCGUCGAGCAGCAGAGGAAACUCGCAGGCUCCAGCUCAGCGGCCUCCUCCACCCCCAGUAGCCUCCGACAACCUCACCCGGAGCAAGGGGAGCCCAGAGAGCACCCGCCGCCUCCACCUUCUCUGUCGCCUGUGGCUGCCGCCAACAGCAGCAGCCUGAGUACCAGCCUGAGUGGGGGCAGUGGCAGCAAGUGGGAUGGAGAGGGUGAAGAGGAAGGGUCCUCGAUGUCGGCUGCCUGCACCUUGGUGGAGAUGCACGACCCACCGCUGCUCAUAGACACGCGUCGCUUGAGCAGGGCUAGUAAAUCCAGCAGCAGCAGAGCCAGGUCUGAUGACUUGACCGUGUAA